GGUGGGGUUAGAGGUCAGAAACUGAGACCGACUCCCCGUUUACCGUUUCUUUACGGUUCUGCUGUUGCAUCCCGGGACAAUGUGACCCUGCACGGAUCACCUUCAUUAGCUGGUUGGAAACCGUUACGAAAGUUUUGUUCGGUCGACGUGCACGGUUGAACGUUUCAAGAGAAGUGCCCACAUAGCGUCCCCUGCUGCGUUAUAGCUACCCAUUUAGACGGCUGCGGCUUGCCACAGCAGCGGGAGUCCCUACACCGCAUCAAGUGUCGCCUACCUCUCCCCCCCGGCAGCUCCAUCGAGCCAUGCGACAGUGGUGCCUCCCGGCUGCGGCACCGCGAACCGAGCCUCUGCCCACAGGGCGCCUCUCACCCCCGCUGUCAGAUGCCAGGAUGGAGUGUUGUGAGGUGGAGCCACGCUAUACCAUCGAGCAGAUCGACCUCCUUCAGCGUCUCCGUCUCUCAGGGAUGACCAAGCCACAGAUCAUCCAGGCUUUAGCAUCCCUAGAGCGGCUAGAUCCCGACCAUCGCCCCCCGUACUGCAAUGACACCCACACCGCCAACCCCACAACCAACACUACCCCUACCACAGCCUCCGCCCCAGCCCCCUCCUCCUCCUCCUCCUCUUCCUCCCUCUCCUUGGCCUCCGUCACCACGCAGACACCUGGGCUGGAUGGCGCCUCCCUGUCGCCUAGCAACAGCUACGAAACCUCGCCCCCGCCGCUGUACCCCCCAGCAGUCGGAGUUCAGAGGUCAUUCAGCUAUGACAUCAUGGCGGAGGAGGACUGGGACCUGGAGGAGAAGGUAGAGGAGUACAUGAGGAGGGACAGUAACCUGGUGAAGGAGGAGAUUAAAACCUUCCUCAACAACCGCAGGAUCUCCCAGGCCAUCGUGGGACAGGUCACAGGUAUCAGUCAGAGUUACAUCUCCCAGUGGCUGCUGCAGCAAGGCUUGGAGAUGAGCGACUCCAAACGCAGAUCUUUCUACCGCUGGUACCUGCUAGAGAAGAACAACCCAGGGCUGAGGUGGAGUGAAAGCCAGCAUGGCCCGGCGGGUCUGGGCCUGGGGCUCAGUGGUCUCGGCCAGGGGCUGGGCCAAAACCUGGGCUCUGGCCCCAGGGCAGCCAGGGGAGGGGACAGAGACGUCACGGCGACGGGCAACGCCGCCACGGGCACCACGGCCACUACAGCCGUGACCGCCUCCACCACCUGGGGCAGACAGAGAGAACUGCUGAUGCACCUGCUGCCAUGGUACACUGCAGCCUCCUCACAGCCAGGUGCUACCCUGUCGAUGCGCUCCCUGGUGAAGGAGGAGCCUGAUUGGAGGACGGGGGUCAGCCCCGGGGAGAGGGGCGGGAUGAUUGGCGGUCCUCUUAGGCUGCGGAGGGGAAGCAGGUUCACCUGGAGGAAGGAGUGCCAGUCCAUCAUGGAGAGUUUCUUCAUGGAGAACCAGUACCCUGACGAGGCAAAGAGAGAGGAGAUCGCUAACGCCUGUAACUCAGUCAUCCAGAAACCCGGAGGCAAGCUGUCUGAGUUUGAGCGUGUCACGGCUCUGAAGGUGUACAACUGGUUCGCCAACCGCCGGAAAGAGAUGAAGAGGCGGGCUAAUAUAGAGGCGGCCAUCUUGGAGAGUCAUGGUAUCGAGGUUCGCAGCCCGAGCUGUCACUCCAACGGGGAAGAGCUGGAGCCACAUGACUACGCAGAGCAAGUGAAUCAACGGUUCUCAGAGCAGGAAGAGAUUUCAUCCAGGAAGGACCUUGAUCAACAAGACCCCUCAUUGGCUGCCGUCAAUGUCCUUCCCCCUCCUAGCCCCGCCCCUCAGGUCCUGGAACACAAAGCUGACGAAUCGAAAAGGGAGACUGUGGAUGAGGAGUGACCUAUGGGAGAAGAACGUCACUAAAGUGUGGAUUUUUACAUAUAUAAGGGAUUUUUUUUUUAAGAAAAUAAAAAUGACUGCUCUGAGUGUCUGUCCUCCUAGAGGUCUUCAGGGGUUAUGACUGCUCUGAGUGUCUGUCCUCCUAGAGGUCUUCAGGGGUUAUGACUGCUCUGAGUGUCUGUCCUCCUAGAGGUCUUCAGGGGCUAUGACUGCUCUGAGUGUCUGUCCUCCUAGAGGUCUUCAGGGGUUAUGAAUGCUCUGAGUGUCUGUUCUCCUAGAGGUCUUCAGGGGUUAUGACUGCUCUGAGUGUCUGUCCUCCUAGAGGUCUUCAGGGGCUAUGACUGCUCUGAGUGUCUGUCCUCCUAGAGUUCUUCAGGGGCUAUGACAGUCAGAGUUAAUAGUGGAAAGGGUGCUACAGGUCGCUCUGGUGCCUCUAGUGGUAGGGAGGCCACUGUAUGUAUACAGUAAUCAUGCUUUAUAGUAAUGGCAAUAUUUAUCUCUCUCUCUAUAUAUAUAUAUAGUGCAUUCCAAGACUGUCUUAAACUAAAAAAAAAAACUCCUUCGAAGGAAGAGGGUUGUACCGGUAAGCGGAUCUAUCGUCCCUUCUAUAAGCUAAAAGCCUUUCUUUAAACAAAUGUAUUUGCGAUUUUUCUUUUUAAAAGGUAUUGACGAGUGGUUGUGUAAAAUGGAGCUAAGUGGAGGGAGGAAGGAACGUUUUCAACCUGCAGGUCAGGUGUGUUUGAUGAUAAGGUGAGUCCGGUGUGUUUGGUUGAAGCAAGCGAGGCUGAGUUUGGUUGAUCUUUGUUGUGACGAUAGUGUUUUAAGAUAAUAUCAGCAUGAUAAUAUCCGCCUUCUCUGCUCGCUUGAAUGUCUGACCUGAUCUUAGUAACCUUUGUUAGACUUUUGGGCUCAAUCUAUCGAUCCGUCAAGUGAUCGAUCAAGUAGUCUGGUCAGUGUUAAGAGUCCAACCCUGAGGGACAAACGGAAUCUCAGGUAAACCCAAACAUGGUGGAUGAGGCUGCUGAAUCGUCCAAUAUUUCUCUGUAGUAAAGCUUGUUCAAAGGAAUGUUUCAUAUCAUAUAAUAAUAUUGACUGUUUUCUGCCAAAACAUGAACACCCAGUGAGCAAAAAUGGGUUGAAAGGACGUCUUUUUUAAACUUGUUUUCCUCACUGCAUUUACUAUGUAUUUAUGUACAGUUGAAGUCUGAAGUUUACAUACACCUUUAGCCAAAUACAUUUAAACUCAGUUUUUCACAAUUCCUGACAUUUAUAAUCCUAAUAAAUAUUCCCUGUUUUAGGUCAGUUAGGAUCACCACUUUAUUUUAAGAAUGUGAAAUGUCAGAAUAAUAGUAGAGAGAAUGAUUUAUUUUAGCUUUUAUUUUAGCUUAUAUUUUCUAUAGGAUUGAGGUCAGGGCUUUGUGAUGGCCACUCCAAUACCUUGACUUUGUUGUCCUUAAGCCAUUUUGCCACAACUUUGGAAGUAUGCUUGGGGUCAUUGUCCAUUUGGAAGACACAUUGGCGACCAAGCUUUAACUUCCUGACUGAUGUCUUGUGGAUAUAUUGAAGCAACAUCUCAUCAUUUUCUUUCCACAUGAUGCCAUCUAUUUUAUGAAGUGCACCAGUCCCUCCUGCAGCAAAGCACCCCCACAACAUGAUACUGCCACCCCCGUGCUUCACGGUUGGGAUGGUGUUCUUCGGCUUGUAAGCCUCCCAUGCAAGCCUCCCUCAUUUUACUGUGGAUAUAGAUACUUCUGUACCUGUUUCCUCCAGCAUCUUCACAAGGUAAUUUGCUGUUGUUCUGGGAUUGAUUUGCACUUUUCUCACCAAAGUACGUUCAUCUCUAGGAGACAGAACGCGUCUCCUUCCUGAGCGGUAUGACGGCUGCGUGGUCCCAUGGUGUUUAUACCUGCAUACUAUUGUUUGUACAGAUGAAAGUGGUACCUUCAGGUGUUUGGAAAUUACUCCCAAGGAUGAACCAGACUUGUGGAGGUCUAUAAUAGUUUUUUUCUGAGGUCUUGACUGAUUUCUAUUGGAUUUCCCAUGAUGUCAAGCAAAGAGGCACUGAGUUUGAAGGUAGGUCUUGAAAUACAUCCACAGGUACACCUCCAAUUGACUCAAAUGACGUCAAUCAGCGUAUCAGAAGCCAUGACAUAAUUUUCUGGAAUUUUCAAAGCUGUUUAAAGGCACAGUCAACUUAGUGGAUGUAAACGUCUGACCCACUGGAAUUGUGAUACAGUGAAUUAUAAGUGAAAUAAUCUGUAAACAAUUGUUGGAAAAAUGACUUGUGUCAUGCACAAAGUAGAUGUCCUAACCAACUUGCCAAAACUAUAGUUUGUUACCAAGAAAUGUGUGGAGUGGUUGAAAAAACGAGUUAAUGACUCCAACCUAAGUGUAUGUAAACCUCCGACUUCAACUGUAUGUCUUGUUUUUAAUGUCAAUAAGCCGAGGGUUCCUUUCUAUAUACUUCCGUCUACUCGUCUUUCUUUGUCAAUGAAUGUAUUAAUCAAAGGAACAUUAUGUAUUAGUAACUAAUUAUAAUGAGUUAAUUAUGUCCCUUUUUCUCUCUCUCUGUUCAACAUACAUUAAACCACUCAAGUCUACUAUUCUCUGAAACCCAGAUAAGCUAGUCUGUAGUCUACAGGUUUGAUUUCAAAAAAAAAAAAUAUGUUCUUGGCGACAUAAAAUGUGUUUGUUAAUCAUGACUUGUAAUGUUGUAAUGCUGUGCUAUAAGUACCUUUGUAGUAUAAGCUACUCUUUACAUAUGGUGUGUAUGACUGAAAGCUGCACUUCCUGGGCACUUCCUUUAUGUCAUGUAUUUUCCAAGAAGUGGAUCAACUAUG
This is a messenger RNA of Oncorhynchus nerka (sockeye salmon), 4711 nucleotides long. Its product is annotated as homeobox-containing protein 1-like. Gene Ontology annotation, cellular component: nucleus. The transcript has 11 exons. The record is from RefSeq and is a predicted model, not a curated record. Gene Ontology annotation, molecular function: double-stranded telomeric DNA binding. The coding region runs from base 303 to 1871 and encodes 522 amino acids. Gene Ontology annotation, biological process: positive regulation of DNA-templated transcription. NCBI's taxonomy places the organism in Eukaryota, Metazoa, Chordata, Actinopteri, Salmoniformes, Salmonidae.